CUGAGUACAUACAAUCGAAAAAGGUUUCUAACAUUGUAUUAUCGUCAUUUGAGACUUCGUCUCGAGAAACUACUUGCAACAGAGUAUUUGCCACGGACCUUUCAUCAAGAAUGAGCCCAUUUUCAAACUUCUCCCUCUUCCCAAGGUCGCACUCCUCACAAGCCAAUGUCGAGCCUUGCUCUCCAGCUUCACACUGGCGAAGUACAGGCUUCUGGUCUAUAUCAUCAUCCUUAUCAUCUUCGUCAGGUUCAUCAGGUUCAUCCGAACGCUCCUACAACGAAGUGACUAAGAUCGCCGGUCGCCACAUCGACAAAAGAAAGCUGCAAGAGCUUCUGCAAGACCGAUUCGGGGAUGAAUACAGGCUGCAGUUAAAGAAUAACAAUUAUCGAUUACAUGCCGAUGGACAACUGAGUGAAGCAGAAAUAUUAAGUUGUUGCUGAACUAUUUUCCGGGAUCAUUGUGUUGCCCUUAGGCCUGUCCCUCCAUUGAGCUGCGGUUCGUUUGCUUUCUUAGUUUCUUUUCAAUCAACUUCUACUUCUUCUCUAUUUGUAUUACCAAGAUUGUCAACCGUGGUGGAUGAGGUUUUGUGCUAGGUAGUAGGACACAAUCGUGCCAACAGGUAUCGGGAAAUUGCAACUCAAGGAAAUUUCUUUGUAUUAAGUGCUCAUGUAAUAGUAUCUUGGUCAGGAACUCUGCAGUCAUUCACUUUAAUCAGGACAAUAAAGAAGGCCUUACACAUGGAGGGUCAUGGGCAUCGGGUCAUAGACUCCGCCAUCACCGACUGUAUGCUGGGAGACGAUUGAGUGGAGAGGAGAUUUUGAGUUGUUGCUAAACUAGUAUCUUGGAGUGUGUUGCUAUCACAAAGCGAGGUAGCAAGUGGAAGACUUGUAUGGUAGAAAGUGGCUUGAUU
Messenger RNA from Colletotrichum phormii, 910 nucleotides. RefSeq lists its product as uncharacterized. Bases 111 to 440 code for a protein of 109 amino acids. The transcript has 2 exons. The record is from RefSeq and is a predicted model, not a curated record. NCBI's taxonomy places the organism in Eukaryota, Fungi, Ascomycota, Sordariomycetes, Glomerellales, Glomerellaceae.